AUGAGAGAAGUUAUUAGUAUACACGUUGGACAAGCUGGUAUUCAAGUCGGUAACGCUUGCUGGGAAUUAUUCUGCUUGGAACAUGGCAUCCAGCCGGAUGGGCAUAUGCCAGUGGACAAGCAAAUCCAUGGUGAUGAUGCCUUUUCCACAUUCUUCAGUGAAACUGGAGCUGGAAAACAUGUACCAAGGUGCUUGUUUGUAGACUUGGAACCUACCGUGGUAGAUGAGGUACGCACAGGAACCUACCGACACCUAUUCCACCCGGAACAACUCAUCACCGGGAAGGAAGAUGCCGCUAACAACUUUGCUAGAGGACACUACACUGUGGGAAAGGAUAUAGUUGACUCAUGCCUUGACCGUAUUAGGAAAUUGGCAGAUAACUGUACUGGACUACAAGGGUUCCUUAUGUUCAAUGCCGUAGGAGGUGGUACAGGAUCUGGUCUAGGAUGUCUAAUGCUUGAGAGACUCUCGGUGGAUUAUGGAAAAAAGAGCAAACUCAACUUCUGCUGCUGGCCAUCACCACGCGUAUCCACAGCUGUUGUAGAACCAUACAACUCAGUCUUGUCGACACACUCACUCCUAGAACACACGGAUGUUGCCGUUAUGCUGGAUAAUGAGGCUAUAUAUGAUAUUUGCAAACGGAACCUUGACAUCGGAAGACCAACAUACACAAACCUCAACAGGCUUAUUGCACAAGUUAUAUCGUCACUGACAGCAUCACUACGUUUUGAUGGUGCACUUAAUGUCGAUGUGACCGAAUUUCAAACAAACCUUGUGCCAUACCCUCGUAUACACUUUAUGCUCUCAUCUUACGCACCAGUUAUCAGCGCGGAAAAAGCAUACCACGAACAACUAUCGGUAGCGGAAAUUACAAACUCGGCAUUUGAACCCGCUAACAUGAUGGCCAAGUGCGACCCUAGACAUGGAAAGUACAUGGCAUCCUGUAUCCUGUACCGUGGUGAUGUAGUUCCGAAAGAUGUCAAUGCAGCCGUCGCUGCCAUCAAAACUAAAAGAACUAUACAAUUCGUAGAUUGGUGUCCAACCGGAUUCAAGGUUGGAAUCAACUACCAGCCUCCCACCGUGGUCCCAGGAGGUGAUCUCGCAAAGGUUAUGCGUGCUGUUUGCAUGAUAUCAAACUCUACCGCUAUCGCCGAAGUAUUCAGCCGUAUGGACCAUAAAUUCGAUCUCAUGUACGCCAAACGUGCAUUCGUACAUUGGUAUGUUGGAGAAGGUAUGGAGGAGGGUGAGUUCAGCGAAGCCAGAGAGGACCUUGCUGCACUCGAGAAGGAUUACGAAGAGGUAGGACUAGACACUACCUACAACGAGGACGCCGAAAAUUAUUGA
Molecule: messenger RNA, 1344 nt
Organism: Babesia sp. Xinjiang
Lineage: Eukaryota; Apicomplexa; Aconoidasida; Piroplasmida; Babesiidae
Product: Tubulin alpha chain
Exons: 2
Coding region: 1-1344 (447 amino acids)
Biological process (GO): mitotic cell cycle; microtubule cytoskeleton organization
Cellular component (GO): cytoplasm; microtubule
Molecular function (GO): structural constituent of cytoskeleton; GTP binding
Source: RefSeq, a predicted model, not a curated record